This is a messenger RNA of Manduca sexta (tobacco hornworm), 2470 nucleotides long. RefSeq names its product ecto-NOX disulfide-thiol exchanger 2. The transcript is spliced from 10 exons. Lineage: Eukaryota; Metazoa; Arthropoda; Insecta; Lepidoptera; Sphingidae. Gene Ontology annotation, cellular component: plasma membrane; external side of plasma membrane. Gene Ontology annotation, molecular function: protein-disulfide reductase activity; RNA binding. The coding region runs from base 255 to 2201 and encodes 648 amino acids. The record is from RefSeq and is a predicted model, not a curated record. Gene Ontology annotation, biological process: ultradian rhythm.
UUGGUGUCAUUUGUAGAAGGACGACUAGGUAUAUAAAUAAUUUACUCAAAAAUAAUUCAAAAUAUAAAUUCUAAUAAGCUCUUUUACUCUUACUUAGAAGAUUGUAUCGAGCACCGUUCCUUUCUAAAAAUAAAUUAAAUGUUAUGUUAAUAUAGCACUUCCAGAUGUGCAAAGAUAUAAAAUAGUUAUUUAAUGAUUCUUUGCUUUGUUCAAAAUUUUAAUAUUGGAUUUAUUUAGCUACACAUACGAAUACGAUGCAAGAAUAUAUCACAAGCGUUGGAAGAGACAGGUCCAGAUCACCCAUCAGUGCGGAGAAUGUAGGACACAGACAAGGCAAUAAUAUUCACGAUGGAAUGAAUAAUUCAGAUGUGGCAAGCUCAAAUAUAAACCCAUUGAUAAUGUCAAAUAUGUACACACAAGGAAAUAUGAUGAUGGCUGGUGGAUUAUACCCAAACAUGAUUAUGCCUGGAGCAAUAAUUGGAAGUGGAAUGAUGGCUCCAACUGGAAUGGAAAUUAUUUCUGGAACUAGUAUGGAACUAGUACAACAAAGUCCAAUAGAUAUGGCAGCAAUUGCAGGGCAACAAAUGACAGCAACAUCUAUGGCUCCAUCAAGCACCCCUGCAAUGGACAUGAGCAUGAUGGGCGGGAUGAUGAUGGAUCCUACAAUGAUGGCUAUUUAUCCUGGCAUUUCUACUGAAAUGGCUGUGCAGAGGAAUAAAGAAAUUGUACUAAAACAUUGCAAAUUGAUUCCCCCUGAUUCAGGCACACCACAACCUCCAAGAAGAGUUAAACCCCCUGGAUGCCGAACUAUCUUUGUUGGUGGUUUCCCUGACAAAGUCCGGGAAAGCACUGUGAAAGAAAUAUUUGAAAACUAUGGAAGAAUACAUACUUUAAGGCUGUCUAAAAAAAACUUUUGUCACAUCCGUUUUGAGAGGGAGAAUAGUGUGGAUGCAGCCAUGGCUAUAUCAGGCUACAGAAUUAAACUUACAACCAAAGAAAAAGAUGAUAUGGAGAGUGAAGAUAAUUCGAAUGCCACAGCUGGUUGGCUUCAUGUUGAUUAUGCAUUGAGUCGAGAUGAUCAAAAUGAGUACGAAAGACACCAAAGGCAGCUGAUCCGCGCCCAACAAGCACAAAUAGAGCAACUGAGUGCACAGCAAGAGAUAGCAAGUCGAAGCAUGAGUUACGACCGUUUAAGACGCUCACCUUCCCCAGUCAGAAUCCAACCCUUUUCAAAUGUCGCCAUGCUCCAGCUGGGUGAGAAGAUUAAGAAUGAAGAACAUUUUUCCAGUUCUGUUCCUACGCUUUUAGCAUGGCUGGAGCGAGGGGAAUGUUCUAAGAAAAAUUCAAAUCAGUUCUACUCCAUGAUCCAAGCAACAAACACGCAUAUUCGACGACUAUACAACGAGAAAAUGCAGGCUGAAGAAGAAUUGCAAGAAUCCAAGGAAAGAGUCAAGAAACAAAUUGAAUAUGUGAUUGAACAACUCGAACAGGUGGCGAAAGUCUUUAACGCGGCUACUCACCAACGUGUAUGGGAUCAUUUUACAAAGCCGCAAAGAAAGAAUAUCGAAACUUGGCAGAAAAUGACGCAGGAGUUCAAUUCAUUAAAGGAAGAAUUUAAUGAUAAGUUCUAUAAUGAUGACAGUGAAUCAAAUAGUGUUCACAACAAACACGUAGACUACAACAUGGAAGAACUACAAGAGUUGAGAAGAGAAAAUGAGAGUCUUCAAUUUCAAUUGGAGGCCUACAAAAAUGAAGUUGACGUCAUAAAAGCGGACGCAAGAAAGGAAUUGGACAAAUUGAAAAUACAACUUGCUGCGCAGCAAGCACUGCAGUUGGCACUGGAGAAAAAAAACCCUCCGUUGCCAUUGCCGAUAGAGAAACCCCCUCCACCGCCGCCGCUACCGGAUGAUCUAGAUGCAAAAGUGACUUUGAAAGAAAUCGUCGAACCCGGCUGCGGGGAAGCCAAACUCAUUGGUAUUAUGUCACCCUUCCUACAGGUACAUCCACAUGGUGCUAGUCUCGACUACGUGGUGUCUUACGUGAAAGCGAUUUUGCCCAACGUGACGCAGUCUACAAUACAUCACGUUUUAGAGAAACAUAACGAUGUAUUCAGACGUACCACAUCCGGGAUGGGUGCGAAUAUGGAGCAUAAAUGGACGUUCAUCGCGUUCAAUAACAAUGACAUUUCACAGCCAAGGUGAAUGAUGUAUUCAAGAGCGAACCACUCAACAUAUCAGUGACUUAAGUUUACCAGUAUUGCUUAAAACUUACUUAAUAAUACGUGAUCAGUAGUUACAAUAUAUAUAAAGAACAAUUUUUUUUAGAUCAAUGCUCAUUAGUUAAUUACUGUAAGAUGUUUGCUUUAAUUAUUUUUUAAGCAAUUAGGUUAUAUUGAUCAUACUCAGUAUUUAUUUAUAUCAUAGAAAUAAUAAUAUUGUACUUAUUUAUAUUAAUACAAAAUCAAUCUUUA